AGGCAGGCAAGCAGGCAGGCUCGCUCCCGGCAGCCAGAGGCGCUCGGCUCAGCAGCACCUGUGGCGGCCAGAGCCGAGUUAGUUGGGCAAGUCGCUGGCUGGCUGGCGAGGGGAUGCCGCCGCCCGGGCAGGAGCGGCCGCUGCCGGUGCUGGGCGCGCGCUGCAGGACCCUGUACCCUUUCUCCGGGGAGAGGCACCGGCACGGGCUGCGCUUCGCGGCGGGGGAGCUGCUCACCGUCCUCCAGGCGGGGCCCGACGGCGGCUGGUGGGAAGGGGAGACCGCCGAAGGGCUCCGCGGCUGGUUCCCGGCCAGCUACGUCCAGCUGAUCGAGAAACCUAGGAAGGUCAUUCCUCAAGUCGGAGAAGACGCUCAAAAUGGCCACCUCCCACCUGGCUGGCAGAGUUAUAUGUCUCCCCAGGGGCGAAGGUACUACGUGAACACUUUCACCAAUGAGACUACUUGGGAGCGGCCAAGCAGUGUGCCUGGGACACCAAAGAGCCCUGUGACACAGAAGAACUCCUUGCCUACAGUGAAUGGGUAUCACAUACCAGGAACUUUGGUACCCCAACUAGAACCAAGCCACAUGAGUCUCCGCAAAGUCACCAGUGACCCCAGAAAUCCUGGGUCCCCCUCACCUACUCGAAAGCAGAACAAGGAGACCACGUUCACGAUAAACUGUGUGACGUUCCCCCACCCUGACGCAAUGCCAGAGCAGCAGUUGCUGAAACCUUCUGAAUGGAGCUACUGCGAUUAUUUCUGGACUGAUAAGAAGGAUCCUCAAGGAAACAGCACCGUCUCGGGAUUUGAAAUUCUUCUUCAGAAACAACUGAAAGGAAAGCAAAUGCAAAAAGAGAUGGCGGAAUUUAUUCGGGAAAGGAUAAAGAUUGAGGAAGAAUAUGCCAAGAACUUGUCCAAACUAUCACAAAACUCAUUGGCUGCCCAGGAAGAAGGGACGCUUGGAGAGUCUUGGUCUCAGCUGAAGAAAAGCCUGGCUGAUGAAGCAGAGGUUCACCUCAAGUUUUCCUCCAAGCUCCAGGCAGAGGUGGAGAAACCCCUUCUCAACUUCCGAGAAAACUUCAAGAAAGACAUGAAGAAGUAUGACCAUCACAUUGCUGAUCUGAGGAAGCAGCUGGUUAGCCGGUAUGCAUCGGUGGAAAAGGCCCGAAAAGCAUUAUCGGAGAGGCAAAAGGAUUUAGAGAUGAAAACACAGCAGUUGGAGAUAAAACUCAGCAACAAGACAGAAGAGGAAAUUAAGAAGGCUAGGCGGAAGUCCACCCAAGCUGGAGAUGACCUCAUGCGCUGUGUGGAUCUGUAUAAUCAAGCCCAGUCAAAGUGGUUUGAAGAAAUGGUGACCACCUCUCUGGAGCUUGAGAGGCUAGAGGUGGAGAGAGUGGAGAUGAUUCGGCAGCACCUUUGUCAAUAUACACAGUUGCGGCACGAGACAGAUAUGUUCAACCAAAGCACAGUAGAACCCGUGGAUCAGUUGCUUCAGAAAGUGGAUCCAGCCAAAGACAGGGAACUGUGGGUAAAAGAACACAAAACCGGUAAUAUCAGACCCGUGGAUAUGGAGAUAUAGACUGCUGUUACUGGUUGUAAGUGGUGGGCUCCUUGUCCCAGCCAUGUUCGAGAGAGUUCUGUAAAGCCUCAGGAGUAGGGAAAAGAGAGACGUUCUGCUGUCAGCUUCCUUAUAUAUUUAUUAUUGCCUGUAGGGACUAUUUCUGUCAUGUUUGAUCAUUAUUUCAUUUCCUGUUGUGCUUUGCCUUAAACAUCGAACAUUCCAGGUCUGAGAAGCCACGCUUUAUACUUCCUUUCAAAAAUGGGCUGUCAGCAGCCAAGCAGUUGCCGCACUCGUGAUAAGCUGCAGGGGUUGUUUUCUGGUACAAAGAGAGUUUUGCUAUUCAAUUGUGAUUGACUAUCUCAUGCUACUCCCCUUGCAUGAUGCUCUGUUUGUACAGCAAUGCUAAGACACAAUAUGCCUCUGCCAAACAAACGAGACUGGUGAAUUUGAACACGACUCUGGAAGGAGUGAGAUCUUCCUGAAUAUUGCCACUUAAUUGGAUGGGAAGGCGGGGGUUUGAGGAAAAUGCUCCUGUCCUCCCUUUACAAUUUAUGAAAUGGCAUUUAUAAAGCUAACCUACCUCACAGGGGUGUUGUGAGGAUAACAGUAAAACCUGUACAAUACGUAUUUUUUAACAAAUCCUGACUCCUAUGACUGCAGACUGCUGUUGUGAGGCCAUCUGUGAAAUUGUGUCUUUUUCAGUACAAAAGAAAAUGAGGUAAUAGGUCUGGUGACCUUUUGAAAAGGUUGGUCCUUCUUUAUAUACCCUCUCAGGUACUCACUGACUGUAGUCCACAAGCCACUUACUCUGAAUGGGUGGGAUUCAUCUAAUAAACCCUAUCAGUGGAAGCCCUGCAGGAGGGCUUCUGUUUUACAGCAGGGCUUUCCCCCCGUCUUCUCCUCCUGCACCCCCCAAAAUUUGGUUCUUGGGAGGCAAGAGGGCCCCCCAGAACAACACGGUGGGAGGGGGGAUUGUUCCAUCUGGCAAGCUGAUUUGCUUGUGUAGGCAGAACAUUUGUAACAGCGUGACAAUGAAUCCCACCCAUGGUCUCCUUGACUUUGCCAGGGACAAUUCCUGAGGAAACGUUCUGAGAAUUGCACACAUUUAUCAGCACUCUCCAGAAGAAAACCAUAUCCUCCAUUGAAUAGAUAAUAAGGCUACAGUGAUUAGGACCCUGAUGCUGUAGUCUUCAAAGAACUUUUUAAAUGCUUCCCUUGAAAGAUUGUAGCCAAAUCGAAUUAAUUAAAGCAUUGCUUGAGCUUUACUUUCCACCAAAUAACUUACGAGUUUACAGACUAUAUAGAUGGCAGAACUUCCUAGCUAAUGUGUCUUACCUCAAACAUGAGUUACCCAAAAGGUGGAUUUAUCCAAUUGCUCUCUGGUUGCGUCACGCCACAGCAACCUUCAAGUGGGACUUGCUCUUUGGGGAGGAUUUAACAGGCCUUUGGCUCCUGAACUCCUCCAUCAUGGCAGCCAUUUUAAAACAAGGAAUUCAGUCUGUGUCAAAUCUUUUCAGAAGACCGAGUUCCAUGUAGCUCCCACCAUGCGGUGAUAGCCAAAAAUCAACACGAGUAAAUUAGAAACGACUGUAUAAAUCCAGCCAAAUAUGCAUUCUGAAGCUAACAUUCUGAAGUGCAGCUCUUUUCGUGAAUGACGAUGGACCCAAUUGAUCCUGAGGUCCCAAAUGUUGAGAACUGUUGGAGAAGAACCACGGUGUUCUUUGUCCCUCUUUUUUCUUCAUUUGUCUUGCCUUGUCUUGCCUUGGUAUUUAUACAGAACAAAUAUUUCCCCUCUGAAUUUAUCUGAUCUCUUUUCGUUCCUCAUACUGCCAAGUGUUUUGUUUGAUCAGCUGUCAUAAGCAAAUGUGAGGAGCAGAUAGCCCUUUAUGUCCUUCCUGAGUAUUCCAAUAUUCUUUUUACUGGAAUGCAUAAGUCUGUACUAUGACCAGAUUUCACUGGAUAAAUGUUUUUAUUUUUUGAAUGACGAUAGGUGUUGCAGAUAAGUGGAGUUCCAUGAGCUCACUUUGGCCUGGGUGGGUUGAGGUGUAGGUGGGAGAGGAGACAUUUGUUUUGUUUGGUGCUGUCAAGCAAACUAUCCCAAUAAGUUACAACACAACUUCAGCUAAUUUGAACAUUCUUGCGUACUCUUCCCUUGCUUUACUUCCAGUGAAAUAUCAUUUCCCCCCUCUUUCUGUGUAACAUCAGGUUUCUAAUAGGAAACACAUUUCAUCUUUCCCCCCCAAGAAACUGACCAUCAAGGUUGCAAAAAAGAACAAUUUAUCCUGUUGGUAUGUGUGGGGAAAUUGAGACUUGGACACAUCCCAGCAUUAAAAAGAUUUCCAAGGCAUCCGUUCAAUUCUUCUUCCUGUUUUGAAAACCAGAGUCAUAUUUCCAUAUUCUGUGCAUCCUUCAACCAGCUUGCCAUUGUCUGGAGCAUCCCUCACUUGCCUUUUCCUGGCCUUCUCACUGUUUAGCAGUCUGCUCCCUGCAUGAUAUAGACCUUGUCUUCUCAUUUUCCUUCAUGUGUGUUCUCAGGUAUCAGCCAACAUAAGUGAAACUGCCCACACAAAUUGUGAAAAAUAACAGACCAUCUCUCAAAAUAUAUUUUAAGCCAUUGCUCCAUAAAUACUCAACAGCACCUGACAGAUUUUGUUCUCGUGUGUCUGCUGCUUUGCACCAAAUAAGAAUUGUCUCAUUUUUCUAUGUUCUGUAGUGACCUACACUUUAUCCUCCCGCUCCAUGUUUCUGGUGUCUUUCUCCUUUUUUCUUCAGAGUCUGGAGGUAUCACACUGCACUCUGCUCUACCAAUUUUACUUUGAGGAGCCACCUCAUUUAAAGCAAGCUCUCCCAGAGAUUGCUAAAGAUUAUAUACUGAUUUAGAAGUCUCUUUUUAUAAUGUGGCAGAUCUAUAAGGUAAUUGGUAAUAUGCUUGUGCUAGGUUUGUUUGUUUUGCUAUUUUUAUACACCAGAUACCUUUUUCUUCUGGGCUGACACAGCCUGUUUGCACUUUAAAAUUUCUGUCUUGCACCAAGUGGCACCCAUUGAGUUCUAAGAUUUGAGUGGCCGGUUCCAUUAGGUUCAAGCCAUUACUACUACCCUCUAACAUCCUCAUUUCCCCUUCCUUGUUCUCCUUAAAGCUCUCUUUUGCCAGGUAAAGUAGAUAUAGAUAUAGGUGGCUUCAAACAGGAGGGGGGCAAGCAGAGUGGGAGAAGGGGUUGUUGAGCCCUUUCCUUGAAAAUCCUGAAUAGACAAUUAGUUGGCAAAGAACAGAUGAAAUGGCCUCUUUCUUUGCCCUUCUGGUUCUCUGCAUAACCUGAUGCAAUGGAUAGUUGCUUUUCAUGACUUAAGAAAGCCUUUCAGGGGAAACAAUCACAGCAUUACAGCCAACCAUUUCACUGUAACCGUACAGCCAUUUUAUGUGUAACAUGUUUCUACUCAGGCUUGUCCUCAGAAACUUUCUUUGCUGUACUGCUUUAUGAUUUGUGCUUCGUUCUCAUCUAAACUUAUGGGCUCAAAACUUAAAAGGAGAUAGCUGUUCAAAUGAUAAUACUCUUUUAAAAGGAGACCAACAAAAAAAGUUCAGCAUGCCAAUUUUGUGAUGUUCUUUCUCUUUAAUUGAAGUUCAAAACCUCAUUGCCUCUGUUGAAUUCCUGUGCCAUCUCAGUGUUCUCACUGGAUGUCCUUGCUUUCUGGGUGCUAUUGACCACAUUCCUACUAUUUUUAUAUUUUAAAAAAUGACAUUUGUUAUAUGACUUGCAGUCAUGAGAUGGUUCGCAAGUGCCAUUCACACUUCAGGUGGUUCUUUUAUAUCAGUUCAUAUUUAACUUGAAUUUUCAUUAGAUUAGCCACUCAUGAACAGCCAAUUUUUUUUGCAUCUGUUUUCUAGCUGCUUAAUCUCAAUGUCAUUUUAACACAGAGUGCUCAUGGCUUAAACACUUGCCAACACUCAACAAUAUGAAAUAAGUCCUAACUGAUUUGUUCAGUUUUCCAGUUUCACAUAGGCGAUCAGCCUUCUUUAUGGUCCAGCUCUCACUUCCGUACAUCACUACUGGGAAAACCAUGGCUUUAACUAUACGGACCUUUGUUGGCAAGGUGAUGUCUCUGCUUUUUAAGAUAUACUCUGAGCAUAUCCAGAUGCAAAUCUGUGUUUUUCAGUACAAAAGAAAAUGAGGUAAUAGGUCUGGUGACCUUACGAAAGGGUUGGUCCUUUUUUAUAUGCCCUCUCAGGUACUCACUGACUGUAGUCCACAAGCCACUUACUCUGAAUGGGUGGGAUUCAUUUAAUAAACCCAAUCAGCAGAAGCCCUGCCUUUACAGCAGGGCUUUCCCCCCCAUCUCCUCGUCCUGCACCCCCAAAAAUUUGGUUCUUGGGAAGCAGGAGGGCCCCCCAGAACAACACGAUGGGAGGGGGGGAUUGUUCCAACUGGCAAGCUGAUCUGGAAAUCCUUUUAUCUGAUGGGAUGCUGUAAUUGAAUACAGCCCAGUAAGUUAAAAGAUUACCCAUAGUUUAUGAAUAAAACCUAAGCACAGUGCUUGUCUUCCAUGCCAGACAUCCUUGUGUAGCCAUCUGCUGCUGCUAUAUUUCACACACACACCCUUUGUUCUGCUGGGGCACCUGUCUCUUCAUAAUUGUUGUAGAAUCUCAUUGACUUUAUUCAGGGACAUACUAGUUUUGUAUGCCACCUGUUCCUAAGACAUAGCUUUACUCUCGCUGAUAGAUGUAAUCUUUUACAGAACAAAUCUAUGCAUUUACUCAGAAGUAAGCCCUUUGUAAAGUAGGGCUUACUCCAUAGUUAGUAUUAUUGUUUUGUUAAGGUUGCAAUGUUUUCAUAAACACAAGGCCUCCUAAGCAAGACCUGCUAAAUCCCUGCUUCAAUGCCUGCCCUGGUGUUUUUAGGCAUUCAGGACUAUUCCGUAUGCUUUCAGAGUAUAUCGUCCAUAAGCUCAAUUUUGUGAACUGUGGAGAAGCUCAAGUUCUCUACAGUCAUCCUUCUAUUUUUGAUUUCCCCACCCCCUUCCCUCCCCUACAACAGGGAUGAAGUCACUAUUAAAAUUCUGAAUUCCUUCUCAUACAUCUGUUGUUCUGUCGUGUACUUUUUCCUACAUCCAGUUCAGAAUUUUGCCAGCUGCCCGGCCUCUGUAUAGUGUGAAAUGGGAAAGGAAAGCAAACUUUUCUGCUAUUUUCUGUCACAGACAAUGCGGGCUUGUUCUAGGCUUUGCUUAACAAUGCUGCUUGGGCUGCCUUCACAGCUGCAUUCUGAUCCAGUGUUCCAUUAUUAGCCAGGCUCUGAUGUGAAAACAGCACAGAAGUGCCAUUGUAAGGAUGGCUAUGAGCACAAAAGGGCUUACAUUCCCAUCUUUAAAAGGUGGGAGUAGGGGAAAAUGUGACAGGUGGGCAUAAGGGCACGAACCUGAGAAUACAAGGACGAAAGAACAUCUGAUGAAAUGAGCAGGCAACCAUUUUGAAAGGAGCAGGGGGCAAAAUGAUUCUUAAAACUUCGUGUAGAUUUAGCUUGCACAGCUACAUGGCAUGAGAUACUGAUAACUGAUCUAAGUUUGUUUGGCAGUUGCUGAUCAUAAGCUCCCUUUUGAUUCCCUCCCCCUCCCUUUUUUUCUUUCUUACAAAUUAAUUCAGCAGACCUAUAGAAUUUAGAGGCUGACUAGGAUAUUACUAUACGAUACAGUGGGGCAUGGGGAAGUGUAGCACAGAUGUAUCUAUAAUGCCCCAGAUUUGUUAUCAAGCAGGGAAAUAACAAAAUAUGCAUCUUGCAAGGAUUUUCGCCCCCAUAGCUGCAACAACAGUUGUGGAGGUGGGAUCAAGCAUCUAAAAUAAUCCCUCAUUGGGAAGUGUUGAGUGGGAAGCUUCUACACAUGGUACAUAUUUCCAUUAGAAACUAAUAGUGAUUUCAUCGUGCUAAAGUGAUAUCUUCUUCCAAAGAGUCCUGGAAAAUAUAGUUGGGUGAAAUUAUGGCGAAUUCUCUGUUAGAGCUAUACCUGGUCGUCACCUCAGAAGUACAGUUCCCAGGCUUACCUAGGAAGAGCGAAUGACGACUGUCAGAGAGGGUGAAAUCUGUAGUGCAGAUAUGGCCUUGAUUUAGGAGUGUCAGUACUUGUGUAUAUAAUGUGGAUAAAGAUAUGUGAAUAGUGUAAAUAAGUAGACUUUGUCCAGUCCAAUACCUUGAGCUCAGUAGGUCUCCAACAGUGAACAUUCGUUGGUUGCAUGAACUCGGAACUGAUUGUGCUCUAUCAGUACUUGCACCAAAGGUGUUGUCUCUCAGAUCCUGUCCGUAAAUCACAAUACAUAGUAACUAAGAUGUGUUACAGUGGAUUUUUUUAAAACCUCAAAGGCAUAGCAUGCAGUUGCAUCUGGCAGGCAAAAACGUAAAAGGUUCCCAGCAAUUUGACUAGUGUACACGCUCACAUUUAGCAUUAUGUAACCAUACACUGUGCCUGGAGGUGGCACUGCCAUGUAUUUUACAUUUUGCUGAUCUUGCAUGGGGUUCUCCUGCUUGACUUUUGUGUGACUCUAGUUUCCUUCACUUUUCGUAUAAGCAAGUCAACCAAUGUGUUUGUAGAACUGAUGGUUGUGUACGUCUGUUAAGGUGAUGUUUUGAGAGUCUUGCGGCCUUUGUUCAUUGCGGAGCAAGACAAUAGUUCUUUUAUCCCACAAUUGCUAUGAAACAAAGAAUACUGCACCCCAAAACUUGACAUUCCCAUAUGACUGGGACUUCAACUUACAUGGCAGUGAGUGCUCCUGAUGUUUAGUUUGAUGUCCAUUCAUUCUGUGCCCACUCAUACAUGCUUCAGAAUAUUUCGCUGUGGUCUAAUUUCAGACAACAAUUUUUGUCAGAUUUCCAAGUUGGGGUUUUGUCCCUACGCCUCCUGAAAACCUUCCACCUGCUAUCAGGAUUGGUACAGAUACUUUUUUAAAAAGUCGAUUUAGGUAACUACAAUUUUUUUUAAGUGCUUGGAAAUUUACUUUACAGCAAGCCUUUCUUGAGCCUCUGCUGUGUGUUCUACAUAAUUCAUUGUGAUAUGGUGGCUCCUUUCUAUGAUAUGUUCUCUGCUCAGCUGUCUUGGUUUGGUUAUGGUGUGAUCCAGAAAACCAAUGGUAUGCCAUUGAUUUCAGCAAGAUACAUAUCUUGCUGAUACUUUCUUAGUCCUUAUGCACUCCACGGUGCCAAAUACUGUUGAAAUCUAGCUAAAUGCUCUUAUUCUAACGUUCGGACCAUGUAAAAAUAAAAAAAUAAGAAGAACCUUAUUUGGAGGGGGCAGCAGCAGGAAGGCCAAUGUUUUGGAAGCACAGAGAAUUGGAAAUGAAGAGAAAUAGAAAAAAAUUCCCCAACUUAUAUUAAGUUGAAAUAUCUUGGGUAAGAUUGGUUUUAAUCUAGAAGGGAUGUAAAGAACAGACAUAUUUUCAGUUGUGUUCAAAUACUCAAUCUGAGAUAUUGGGGGGGGGGGCGUAUUUUCCUUUGCUGCUCUUAUCACAAGCAAACUCCAGGAAGAUCUUGCUGUAAGUCUAAAGCACAACCAGUUUGGGCAUUUUGAAUACCAACAGCAAAAUAAUAUUUUAGAGAUUACAAAUCCACCUCAGAUUAUUAGAUUUUACAUUUCUGAGCUCAUAGUCCACUCUUAAUAUAGUCCACUUUUAAUAUAGAAUUUUUUACAGUAUUAAUGCUAGUGGAAAAUCACAUAACACUCCUUGAAAAAGUGGUGCAGGGCCUUUUUUUGCCCUAGGUUGUGCCAAGUUUUGAGCGAGUGCCCAGUAACAUUUAAGCAGACCGAUUCCAAGUUUGGCAGCAUUUGUUUCAAACUGAUGUUCUUCUCUAGUGGUUCUGUUACAUAAGCACUGCAAGUGAAGAGGAUGCUUUUAAUGGAAAUUGUAAUGAACCUUUUGGAUGUUUGGGGUUUGUAGACAGUCGUAAUUUCACUCUGUCAAUAUUUUUAAAUCGGUUGACCCUAAUGUGCAUUGAAUACGGUUAGCAGAAAAACUCAAGACUACCUUCAGUGUUUGAGUACCCAAUUCAUCAUGUCUAUGUAGUAGCAAUAAUGUUUAUUGCAGAGCAAGGAAGUGAAGGUGGCUACAAUCUAAUGAAUAGCAAAGUGAAUUGGUUGCAAUCAAUGGAGCUUGCAGUUUAUGCAUGUUUACUCAGAAGGAAGUUUUCCCAAGAUAUGUGCAUAGGAUUGCAGCCUUAAACAUCCUUAACUGUGAUUGUUGACUUUGAUUUCUGGCAAAUAUAUCCUUGUGUUCCUUUCCAAAAUUGGUGUACACUGAAAUUUCUGUUACCUGUAUUUGGUUGUCUAUUUUCCCAGUGAAUCUGAAUUCACUGUGUGUCUCCCAUGUCAGAGUAGCCUUAUGAAAGCAACACUCCCUGUUAUCAAAACUUGUGUUUCCAAACACUGUAGGCUUAUCACAGGCUAUAUGGAUAAGCAAAUUCACAAUGUAUUUCUUUUUACCAUCCAUGAGUAAAUUGAAAGUGCACAAUUCAGUUUUGCAGAUAUAGAUUUGGAGGGCAGAUCUGGCCAGCAACUAGCUCUCCCCAAAACAGGUUUUUUUUAAAAAAGAGAUUUUAAAAAAUGGCAUUGCUUAUCUCGUCUUUUUAUCCUGUACCUUUUACUAAACACUUUCUAAAUUUUUACAGUCAAAUGUGUCCUCUACCAGCAGUAAUGGCUUUGAACUUUGUAAUAAUACUUAGCUGCAGAUUUUUGGGCUGACUAGACAUUUAAAAACUUAAUUCUACUGUAAGCUCUGUGUAUCAAUAACAGCAGUGAGCCUUUAAUCAUUGUGAAAACUGUUAAUGUGGCUUUUUUGUCCCAUGCAAUUGUAUGACUAAAACACUGCAGCUGAAGAGGUAAAUAAAUACUCGUUAAAAUUUAAGGGCCUUGUUGUCAGUUCAGGUAUGUCUCCUAAAUGUUAAUAUCACUGGAGUUGCACUGAUUUACCCCAUUUACAGAUCUAGCCCUUAAAUGUUGAAGGUAUUUGCUAUACAUUUUCCCCCCGUCUUAUGUACAAACAUUUCCAUAAACUUUGUACUUUCCUCUAUUUUAGCAAGUUUGUAUUAUGCACUUGAAAAGCUUUGUCUCAUCUCAUGUAAAAUAAACUGUACAGUCCAUUAAA
Molecule: messenger RNA, 10677 nt
Organism: Podarcis muralis (Common wall lizard)
Lineage: Eukaryota; Metazoa; Chordata; Lepidosauria; Squamata; Lacertidae
Source: RefSeq, a predicted model, not a curated record